AUGCUUCUCCAGCGAAUCUUCGGCUAUGGCUCCUAUUAUCGUCGCAUCGGGAGUGUCACGACUCCUGAGCCUAGCAUAUCUGCCCUCGCUAUGUCUCCGGAUUGCACCAUGUUGGCAGCAUGCGGCAAGAGCGGCGUAUACCUCUGGCUCCUUCCCAUUAUGCGCCCGGUACCUGUCCCUAUCGAUUUUGGGUACUGGUCAAGGGGAGCCGUCGUCUGCGCCAAGUGGGCGCCCGCCAACGCCCCUUCGUUGCUAGCCUUCGGCACGACCAAAGGUUUUCUGACGAUAUGGUCUAAAGAACCGGCAGGGGUCCAAUCGGUCCCGCUCAUGGUUGAGCAGUUUCAGCGCGCCGUGUCUGAAGGCCGCGCGGUCACCUGCCUCAACUGGAGUAUGUCCACAACACACAGACCCAUGUUGGCCGUCGGUACGAACGACGGCCUCAUUCAUCUCUUCUCUGUGGGGGAAGCCCAUCAACCCCAAUCAGUGUGGUCGGUCAAAUGUCAACCGCACAUACGACCGCUCCAGGUCGGGUUCCCGACCCCAGGGCGCGAAGAAGUUGUGGUUAUUGGCAGAGAUCGAGGCGAUGUGACGUUCACUGCACUCCUCUUCCGUGACCGCAAUUGUGUCGUCAGAGGGUCCGCGGACAUUCGAAGCUUGGCGACUGCAGACGGAGUGGAGUUCGUGGUGAACGAACUCGCUGGCGCAUUCAGACUUCACGAAUAUCGCCACGGCAGCAUAGAUCACGUCCGCGAACUGGUGACCAACCAGAAAGGCUUCCCGCCGGCGACACCGAGGCAGAUCAGAUUCGGCGGCGCAGGCGAAGAAAUCGUCCUCGCGGGCAAUCCUGGCGUCGUCUGCGUCUUCCGGAAAACAUCGGGCGGCCUCGAAGCAAAGCUUCGCCUGAAGUCUACCACCUCGCCGGCCAUCGAGACGGGCGCAACACCUGAGCACGCUUUCGUUGCCGCAAGCGGCGUCCAUAAGGGCUUAGGUUUCAUCGCCGUCUGGAGUCGACAGCGCCCAUCCGAGGCUAUCGCGCGAAACAGAAUGGCAGGUCAUGCACUGGCUUCAGUGCCCGGUCAAGUCGCGCUUAUGACCACCGACAACUCCAUGCUGGCGCGCGCGUCGACUCUCAUCUGGUCCAUCGUUGGGCUCCUGGCACUGUUCAAUCUCACGCGUCUGACGUUCCCAGAUUUACGCCCCUGGUGCGGAUACGGAAAGGUUUUGCACGUCUGGCCCUACGACACGCUGGUUGGCCGCGACGGCGGUUUCGCCAUCUCGCCGAGCUCCUAUCUCGCACGCUAUUUCUAUUAA
Molecule: messenger RNA, 1311 nt
Organism: Punctularia strigosozonata HHB-11173 SS5
Lineage: Eukaryota; Fungi; Basidiomycota; Agaricomycetes; Corticiales; Punctulariaceae
Exons: 7
Coding region: 1-1311 (436 amino acids)
Molecular function (GO): protein binding
Source: RefSeq, a predicted model, not a curated record